Aphanomyces astaci is the source of this 3252-nucleotide messenger RNA. RefSeq lists its product as hypothetical. NCBI's taxonomy places the organism in Eukaryota, Oomycota, Saprolegniomycetes, Saprolegniales, Verrucalvaceae. Bases 29 to 2542 code for a protein of 837 amino acids. The transcript has 14 exons. The record is from RefSeq and is a predicted model, not a curated record.
GUGGAGCGUGCCGGUUCAGCGGACAAUUAUGAGCGCCGUCCGACACCGACGUCGGCAAUCCGUCCUCGUGCCUGUGAACCCGAAUGCAUAUAACACUCCUCGACGAGGGUCUGCAGUGUCUUACGUGUCCAAAUCGAACACGGCAAAGGCUAAACCCACCGUCACGGCGAGGUACUCGUCGGAUACGCUCAAGGUCGUGGAGGGCGGGUCGUCCGGGUUUUACUCGGUGCAUUUCCAGUUCACGACACCUCCUACCCACCCCAUCAUCGUGUCGCCCAUGACUAAUGCGCAUACGCUGCGGAUUUAUCCGCCCGUGAUCAAGUUCAACCCGGAAGAUGCGCAUCUGCCGCAGUUCUUCCGAGUCAGUGUGCUCCACGAGACCGACGACGACACGAGGGCCCCCAUGACAUUGGAGCACUCGGUCCAGAGCAUCGACCCGUCAUUUUGUGGCUACAGCGUCAUGCACGAGCCAAAGAUACUGACCGUCGCCAUCUUCCACGGCGGCGGCAAGUACCUCAUGUCCACUGGCGACGCCGCGUACGGCACUCUUGGGCAGGACACGUUGGACCCUCGCUACGAGUUUGGCGACGUGAGCUUUUGCCACUUGUACUUGAACGGCCGAAAGACGACCUCUGGCCAUCGGAAGGGGACGUCUGCCCGAUCCACAUCGCUCUGUGACAGCGUCCAUGUGACCAUGCUCAGUGAAAUCGCUUGCGGCAGCCACCACGCGAUUGUGCUCGAUGCCAACGGACGCCUGUUUGCGUUUGGCGACUCGAGUCGAGGCCAGUUAGGGUUAGGGUCCCGUCGGUCGAUGGCGAAACCAGGAGUUUGGAACGGCAUUGACGUGGAUGGUCGCCUGCACUCCAAGCUGUUUGGAGUCGCGUGCGGGGCAGCUCACACGGUUGUGAUCACGGACGACGGCGAAGUGUUGACAUGGGGCGACAACGACAGCGGCCAAUUAGGAAUGUCGUCGCGGCAGCUGCCCUCCCUGGAUUUACCCAAAUGUCUUCCGUGGCCACUGGGGCAUAAAAUCAUCCACAUGGCGUGUGGGUUGAAGCACACGAUGGCGUUGCUGGACACGGGUGCGGUCGUGUCUUGGGGUUACGGCAAGUCCGGGGCCCUCGGGCACGGCAACCGAGACAACGUCGACGGGCCUAAAGAAGUCGUGUCGUUGCGGGGGCAGUCUGUGUUUCAAGUCGCUUGUGGGGACAUGCACUCGGCAGUGGUGCUCAAUUCUGGCGAGCUGGUCACGGCGGGAUGGUGUGAGAAUGGCCGAUUGGGUCGCAUGAAAGCGCUGGACGACUGCGGGUGUACUUUUGAGCGAGUGGAUUUGAAGGGAAAGUUGUGCAGUUGGGUGGCGUGCGGCGGGGCCCAUACCAUGUGCUUGACGGACCAGUACGAUGUGCUGGCGUUCGGGGCCAACACGUUCGGGCAGUUGGGUGUAGGCGACUGCCGCGACCGCGCGUACCCUGUGGAAGUAGUGUUUUUCCGAAAAGUCAGAGUGCAUCAUGUCGUGCUGGGCAAAUUCCAUUCGCUGGCCAUUUCCGACGAUCGGUUGUUGUAUGCGUGGGGAAACGGGGAGCAGGGUCAGUGUGGCCUGGGCCCCUUUCCUCACAUUUACACGUUGCCGCAGCUGGUUCGGUCGGUCUUGGGUUGUCCAGUGUUUCAGAUUGCCGCGGGGGACGCAUUCACGCUGAUCUUGACCAGCAACACGCCCACGUUGGUGAAGGAUUUGGCUGGACGGGACGAACAUUGGCGGUUGAGGCAAAAGCAGCUCGUGGCCAGCGACAAGGCCCACCGCGACGCCAUUCGAAAGCAGCUAGACGACAAAACACAGCAAAAAUUCCACGACACCAUGCACGGGAACCAUCCGUUUUUGGCGGUGUUGCGACAACUGCACCAAUCGUCCCCCCUCGCCCUGGCCCAUGUCCAGCUCAAGACCCCCCCGUCCGCAGACGCGAUUGCUGCCGCCGUCAAGCGGUCAGGGCUGAGUCGACAACGCAGCCUAGACAAGCUUCAGUUUGUGGUCGACCCGGCUACUAUGGCCCAAGUGGAGCUAAAAGUACACUCGCCACGCAACAAGACCUUGACCAACCCUCGAUGCCACAGCGCCAACCUCCACGGCCCCGUUCGCACAAGCCAGAUGUUGGCUCAAUCCCCCAGCCUACAACGAGCGCUCAAGUCUGCGGCAGCGCUUCGGAGACCCCGCAGUGGCCUUGCAGCCUGCAUCGGCUCCCCUCGAUGCCCCCAACAAUCGAUUCAAAUCAAACCACCCAGGACACAAAUCAUGGCGCCGCCUACCUCACCACAAGCACAGCCGCAAUGGCUCCUCCGGCAAAAACAACAAAUGACAUGCCGACGACAAGUCAUUUUACGCCGCCCCCGCUCCCCACCCCCAGCGUACCCCACCGACGAAAACGCGGCGGACAAUCUGUCCAAGCCCCGCGACGACCAGCAUCGCCCGCCGUCGCCCCCGCCAGACUAUGGCGUGGCUAUGAUGGGGCUACGAAGCACCACUAUCAGCCUUCCACGCGAUCGAUAGCAAAAACUACAGCGAGGAGGACCCUGAAACCUCGACAGAUUUGAAUGAAGUAGUGGCAUUAUUGUAUACUAUGUUGGUUUUUCACACAAUCUAGACUGUCGCGUGAGGUGUCUGUCAUCAUGGAAACGAACAACCUGUUCUUGGUCGUCUAUGAGAAGCCCAGCAACGACUGCAGGUCGGCUUGUUCCCGUGCAAACGCUUCAAAGUACUGGUAGAUGAUGGUCACGGCCAAGAGCACGCCGGUGCCCGAGCCGAUGGCGCCCAAAAAGUCGGACACGAUCACCAACGCGCCGACGGCGACGCCGCCAAAGGUCGCGGCCACGGGGAUGUAGCGGUUGAGCACGUGCACGAGCGACGUGUCGCGGUGGCCCUUCAUGACCAUUUGUUGGUCGCGAAGCUGCUUAGCAACGUCCCGCGACGACGACCCCGAGAUUUCGAUCCACACGCUGGCAAAGAACGCCGACGAGCCGAGCACGAACGCCACGUACACGAGGGCGCGGAUAGGGUCGUACAAGAUGGCGGCGGCGCUGCCAGGCGCCGAGAUGUAGUAGGCCAAGCCGCUGACGGGGAUGGCGCCGGUGGUGCCUUCGACGUCGGCCCACACCCCGACGAGGCGGAUCAAAAAGUUGUCGCCAAACUUCUUGAAGAGCAAUUGAGACGCAAAGUAAAAGUUGGAGACGAGGGCCGUUUGCAAGAUGAUGGGCAUGUUG